Messenger RNA from Thecamonas trahens ATCC 50062, 2913 nucleotides. RefSeq lists its product as uncharacterized. Lineage: Eukaryota; Apusomonadida; Apusomonadidae. The coding region runs from base 1 to 2913 and encodes 970 amino acids. Gene Ontology annotation, biological process: protein import into nucleus. The record is from RefSeq and is a predicted model, not a curated record. Gene Ontology annotation, cellular component: nuclear membrane; cytoplasm. The transcript has a single exon.
AUGGCAUCGCUGAGACCGCGGGUCGAGUUUGGGUCGCUGCCCGACUCGCAGAGCGUCGAGGUGGCGGCGGCAGGGCUUGUGGCGCGGUUUGCGGAUAUGACCAACCCGCAUGUGGUGCCCGAUGUUCUGAAGGCAGCGACGACAUGGCUGGGUGCGCUGCAGGCGUCGACGGAAGCGUGGCCGGUACUGACAUACGCGCUGGCCGAGCUGGCGCCGCCGCCGCCGCCGGCUGCGCUGCUGUUUUGUGCGCAGAUGUUGGCUAACAAGGUGCAAUAUGCGUACCACGAGCUGGGGGCUGUCGAGGCGCGGUCGAGCCUGCGGACAAAGGUGAUGGAGCUGCUGGGGCGGUACGCCGAGGCCGAGUGGGAGGAUGUGGAGACGCGCAACAAGCUUGUGGAGCGGCUCUGCAUCGCGCUCGCCAACGUGGCGGUGCAGAUGAUCGAGUGGACGACGCCAAUUGCCGACGUGGUGGCCGGCUUUGGCGAGUCGCCUGCACUCUCGUUUGUGCUCCUGCGGUUCCUGGCGGUCUUUCCGGAGCAGGUGAAGGACGGGCGGAACCCCGUGAUCUUCAACCGCAAGAUCCAGCUGGCCAACUACCUGGAGGCUGCGUCUGAAGACGUGCUCAACCUUCUGCAUCAGUUUCUGAACAUGGCCAGCGAGCCUGAUGCGCAAAUGGCGCUGCUUGUGGCGUUCCGGUCGUGGCUGACUGCCGGCGAGCUGCCGCGCGACCGGUUGCUCACCUCGCCACUUGUGGAGCUUGCGUUUGAGGCCACCAACCGGCCCGAGCUGUUCGAGGCUGCGCUGGCGACGCUUGCCGAGCUUGUCAAGUACACAACCGAGACCGGAACGGAGCCCGGGAACGAGGUGGCGCUUGCAGUGCUGGACAACUCGCUUGCACUCAGCCCUGCGCUUGCGGGCGUGCUGAAUGGCGACAUCGAGCCGGGCCCACUGGCCGAGGCAAUCAUCCGGUUUUUCAUCGACGUGGGCGAGAGCUACGUGGUGCUUGCGGCACGCGGGCACGAGCCUGCCCUGGCUGCGGUGGAAAUGGUACUGGCCAUCAACUGCGCGUCAACAACGUCGCUGCAGCAUGUGGAGGCGACGAUCAUGUUCUGGUACCUACUCGCCGAGGAGGUUAACCAGUUGCAGUCGGCCAAGCACACGGCUGCGUUUGCCAAGACGUUUCAGUCACUGCUGGCGUCGCUGGUGGAGCGUGCGGCGUACGGGCCCAAUGCCGACAACGAGAGUGACGAGGCGCUGUUUGAUUUUAUCACCUUCCGGACGCGGCUCGGCUCGCAGAUGCUGCGCGACAUCUGCCUGGUGCUGAGCGGGCACGGGGUGCUUGCAGAGCUGUGCUCGAUCCUGCACGGGCUGCCCGAGGUGUACCACGACGAGGCGGGCCGGCUUGUGGGCUGGCAGCCUAUCGAGGCGCUGCUGUUUGGCAUCAAUGCAUUGGCAUCCGAGGUAAGCGCCGAGGAAAACGAGCUGCUGCCGGGUCUGCUGGAGUGGCUUACGAGCCUGCCGCUCCAUGAGCGGCUCUCGACCUCGAUCCUCAUUGUGUUUUCGUCGUAUGCGCGGUGGCUCAAGUACCACCCGGAGCAGCUCGGUACGAUUGUCGAGUACACGGUCGAGCUUGUCUCACAGCCGAUGGUGCAGGAGGUCGCAGCGACGACGCUCAAGUGCAUUUGUGACGACUCUGCGGUGUACCUCGGAGCCAACUUUGAGCAGCUGGGGCAGAUGUUUCUCGACGCGCUGGACGGUGAGUGCUCGCAUCUGACGCGAGCGGAGCUACUCCGCGCCUGCGGGUUUGUCAUUUCCGAGAUGGAGGUGGAGAAGGCAGUUGCAGCGAUGGCACAGAUGUACGAGCCGAUUUCGGAGCGGAUUGUGGCGCUGUGCGAGAGCCUGUCUGCCGGGAGUGGGUCGGACCAGUCUGUGUCGCAGCUGCAAGAGCUCCUUGCGCUUGUGCACUCGCUGGUGCAGGCGUGCUACGUGCCAGACGAGAACUAUGUACACAUUGUGCAGACGCUGGGCAUUGCGUUUAUGCGCGGGACGUGGGGCCUCAUGUCUGCCGUCCUCGAGCUCUGCUCCGAGGUGGAGACCGUUUGCGAGACGAUUUGCGGUGGAGUGCUCAAGUACGCUAUUAAGGCGACGGGCGUCGAGUUUCUGGAGUUUCUGGAGCCGAUUCUGGAGGCUAUGCUUGAAGGCUAUCGGGCGCAGCCGUUUUCAUGCUACCUGUACGUGGUGUACAUGCUUAUGGCACGGUUCUGUGCAGCGUCUGAGCUCGAAGAGCUCAUCACCAGCAAGCUCUCGGCGUUUUCUGUCAUCACCUUUGAGCGACUCCAGCAAGAGAACGGGUUUGUCAUGCACCCGGAAGUGGUCAUGGAGUACUUUGAGAUUGUCGUUGCGAUCUUGCGGCGUGUGCCGCGGCUGGUGGUGGCGGAUAGCGAGCUGCUCCGGACGCUGCUGGACUGCGGCCUAGUGGGCCUCAAAGUCGACCACGUGCCGGCGUGCCGGGCGGUGCUGGCGUUUGUCGACCACAUUGUCGUCUGCGCGCUUGGCACAAACAAGGGCGAGAAGCUCAGCGGCGAGCUACACGAGCUUGUCCUACGAACGCUCGACGAGUACGGACCGUCGAUCUCGUCUGCGCUCGUCCUCACCGUUGUCCACAAGCUCGCUGACCUUGAGACCGAGAUUGCCGCCGUCCUCCUCUCGUUCCUUCAGCUUGACGUGGUCAAGUUCUGCACCUGGAUGUACGACGUCUUGGACCUCAUUCCAGACUCGCUGGUCACACCGCAGAACAAGCACGAGCUGAUGGAGCAUCUGGCCAAGUCGCAGUCGCGAGCAGAGGUCUCAGUCAUCAUGAAGGAGCUGGCGGUUCUUUACCGCAUGCGGGCAGAGGCGCCUGGUGCGCGUUGA